Rodentolepis nana is the source of this 813-nucleotide messenger RNA. Lineage: Eukaryota; Metazoa; Platyhelminthes; Cestoda; Cyclophyllidea; Hymenolepididae. The record is from the annotation of a GenBank genome assembly.
AUGGGUGAUUCUAGAACCGGUUUAUAUUUCUCUGGUCUGAAAUUGGAGGAUGAUGAGAAAACGUUAAAAAAUCUGCUGCCAACGGAUUUAGAGCCUGUUUCAGUUAAAUUACUCAAGAACAAAUAUGGACAAUGCACAGGUUGUGCAAUUAUUAAUUUUAGAACGGCUGAAGAGACGUCUAGAGCCUGCAAAUGCUUUCAGAAGGUGGGCUUAGCGGUAAAAUAUGCAAAGGAAAACAAAAAGGACUCCACAAAUGUUUAUGUAACAAAUAUACCUAGGGAAAAUUUUGAUGAGGCCAAGCUACGCUUCAUAUUUGAACCCUAUGGUGAAAUUGUGUCCGUCAAGCUCUUUAAAGACGAUCAGGCUUUGAACACCGGAAUUGGAUUUGUGCGGUUUACAACUAAAGAAUGCGCCAACUAUGCCAUAAGUCAUGUGAAUUCAACUUGUAUCAGGCCAAACAAUUGCAUUGCACCGCUCUUCUGCAAACUUGCUGAUCUGAAAGUGAGGAAAGAAGAAAAGACAAAAGUUCCUCCGAGCAGUCAACGAUGUCUACUUCAACCCCCUCCUCCUCCCCCUCCUAAGCCGCCAGUGAUUUUGGUGCAAAAUUUUUGUGUGCAACCCUUGAUGCCAAGCACUGCCAAUUCGGUUCUCACCCAAUAUCGAACAUCCAUGAUUACCGUUCCACAAAGUUCGACCGUUUACUACGAAUCUGAGCGAACCACUUGUCAACACAAACUCAGUCUGGUCUCGGAACGCUCGCGCUAUGCGAUACAAAACGUAGAUUUGCCCUUGGUAAAUAUUCGAGAACCAUAA